Molecule: messenger RNA, 2815 nt
Organism: Carica papaya (papaya)
Lineage: Eukaryota; Viridiplantae; Streptophyta; Magnoliopsida; Brassicales; Caricaceae
Source: RefSeq, a predicted model, not a curated record
AUGGAGAAGUUGGAAGCUAAUGGACUCCAUGAUCCCUCAGAUAAUCUAAAGAAGAUUGAUUCAGCUGGUACCCUUUUCUUCUCUCAGCUUCUUUUGCAUGCCAAGGAAGCAAAUGAUUCUCCAAUUGAAGAAGUGAGAUUGACAGUUCCAAUCACAGAUGAUCCAAAUUCAAUGCUGACAUUUCGGACAUGGGUUCUCGGAAUCAUUUCUUGCAGUUUAUUAGCAUUUGUGAACCAAUUCUUCGGUUAUCGACAAAAUCUUCUGUAUGUAUCAUCUGUUUCAGCUCAGAUUCUGGUUCUUCCAGCAGGAAAACUAAUGGCAGCAUCUUUACCGAAUAAACUCAUUCGGAUUCCGGGAACCAAGUGGUCGUUUUCGCUAAAUUCGGGUCCUUUCAACUUGAAAGAACAUGCUCUUAUCACCAUAUUUGCCAAUGCUGGUUCAAGCAGUGUUUAUGCUGUGAACAUAAUUACUAUUGUCAAGGCAUUCUAUCAUGGGGCAAUCCAUCCUUUAGUAGCAUUGUUGCUGACACAUACAACUCAGAUGCUUGGCUAUGGAUGGGCUGGGAUUUUUAGAAAGUUUUUAGUUGAAUCACCCUACAUGUGGUGGCCUUCUAAUCUAGUUCAAGUCUCCCUAGUCAGGGCACUCCAUGAGAAGGAAGAACGGCCUAAAGGAGGUCUAACAAGGCUGCAAUUCUUUAUUCUAGUACUGAUAAGUAGUUUCUCAUACUAUAUUGUCCCAAACUAUUUGUUUCCAUCCAUAAGUGCCUUGUCCUUUGCCUGUUGGAUAUGGCAAGACUCUGUGACAGCCCAAAUAAUUGGUUCUGGCACUCAUGGUCUCGGAAUUGGCUCGUUUGCACUUGACUGGUCGACAGUGGCUGGCUUCUUAGGUUCUCCUUUAGCCACCCCUGCAUUUGCCAUCGUAAACGUACUAGCUGGAUUUGUCAUAGUAGUCUACAUAUUACUCCCCAUAGCUUAUUGGACCAAUUCAUACAAUGCCAGGAGGUUUCCCAUUCUUUCAGCACAUGUCUUUGACGCUAAUGGCCAACCAUACAAUGUUUCUCGAGUCCUGAAUAGGGAAACCUUCGUGUUCAAUCAACAAGGCUAUGAUAACUACAGCAAAAUCAAUCUCAGUAUCUUUUUCGUGUACGUUUAUGGUCUAAGUUUCGCUGUCUUGGCUGCUACAGUGUCACAUGUUGUACUCUUCCAUGGGAGAUCGAUUUGGCAGCAGACAAAAGCAGCCAUGAGCAAUAAAUUUGAUGACGUUCAUGCCAGGUUGAUGAAGAAAAACUAUGAAGCUGUUCCUCAAUGGUGGUUCCUUACAAUCUUGAUACUAGUGACAGGACUUGCCAUUCUUGCCUGUGAAGGCUUUGGCAAGCAACUUCAACUCCCUUACUGGGGAGUCCUACUAGCAAUAGGCUUAGCCUUCUUUUUCACUCUCCCAGUUGGUGUUAUUGCAGCUACGACGAACGCGACACCCGGAUUAAAUGUCAUCACUGAACUAAUUAUCGGUUACAUGUAUCCCGGGAAGCCUUAUGCGAAUGUUGCUUUUAAGACCUAUGGCUAUGUAAGCAUGUCACAGGCAUUGAUGUUUCUGUCAGACUUCAAGCUUGGACAUUACAUGAAAAUUCCUCCAAAAUCAAUGUUUCUUGUUCAGUUAGUAGGAACGGUGAUUGCAUCUUCAGUCUACUUUGGCACAUCAUGGUGGCUUCUCACAACAAUCGAAUACAUCUGUGAUCCGGAUAAAUUACCGCCUGGAAGUGCAUGGACAUGUCCGGGAGAUGAUGUUUUCUACAACGCCUCGAUCAUCUGGGGUGUGGUUGGACCGAAACGAAUGUUUGGUCCUCUUGGAUUGUACUCAAAGAUGAACUACUUUUUCCUAAUUGGUAUUCUGGCACCAGUUCCUAUCUGGGUGCUUUUGCGCAUAUUUCCCAAGCAAAAAUGGCUAAGACUCGUUAACAUGCCAGUCAUUUUAGGAGGUGCACUGGCCUUGCCAGCAGCCAGAACUGUGAAUUACAUCUGCUGGGGGACUGUGGGACUUCUAUUCAACUUAUUUGUGUAUAGGAGAUAUAAAGCAUGGUGGGCUAGACAUAAUUACAUUCUAUCAGCUGGGUUGGAUGCUGGGGUUGCUUUCAUGGCUAUUCUCUGCUAUUUCACUCUUCAAAUUAAGAACAUCAAUGGACCUGGCUGGUGGGGUUUGGAUUUGGAUCAUUGCCCUCUUGCACGUUGCCCCACAGCUCCUGGUAUAGCGGUUGAUGGGUGUCCUGUUUUUCAUUAACACGAUCACAUAAUAACCAUAUCUAUAAUCAAGUCUCCGGCGAGGGGGACAGCUAUACAUUGAGCAAAUUAAAAACUUCAGGGUUCAAGUUUAUAUAUAUAUAUAUAUAUAGAUAGCUAAAUUUACUUCUCAAUAUAUAAGUUUCAUUGUCGUUCAAUGUGUAAGUUCUAUAAUGUAUUAGUCUUUGGCUAGGCUGAAGAUGAUCAUACAAUACUUCAAUCACUAAUAGCUUUCUAUACAGACAAUUGAACAUAUGUAAAUUUCGUAAUUACAAAACAAUGGGGCUUUAAUUUAGCCGGGAAUCCUCUACUUACAGAAGCAUAUACACAUGCAAACAUAUAUAACUAAACAGGCAGCAGGAUUAUACAUAAGAAUUUAUAUGGGUUAAGCUGAAAGUAGAAGAAGCAGAUAGAGCAAAGGCUGAACGAAGAGGGUAGACUUGGAGGAAGAAGAAGAAGAAGCAGCAGCAGCAACCCAUGAAGUAGCCGAGGCGCCAUUGUCAUCACCACCACCUUUAGCAGCGCCGCCACGACCACCACCC